Molecule: messenger RNA, 1713 nt
Organism: Auanema sp. JU1783
Lineage: Eukaryota; Metazoa; Nematoda; Chromadorea; Rhabditida; Rhabditidae
Source: the annotation of a GenBank genome assembly
AUGAUAAUAGCUGAAAUUUUAAUUUUUUUACUAAGCCUCCAAAUAGAAGUUCUUGAGAGCAAAGAAAUUUGGGCAGGAGAUCAUGAACGAAGACUCUAUUCGAAGCUGCUGGAUGGCUAUAAUAAGCUAGCUCGGCCAGUAAGAAAUGAGUCAGAGCCUGUUCUUGUCUACUUAGGAUUGGAUUAUCAACAGAUUUUGGAUAUAGAUGAGAAACAGCAGAUUAUGCACUCAAACGUCUGGCUUCGCAUGAGUUGGGUGGAUCAUUAUCUGGCUUGGGAUCCUAGUGAAUAUGGAAAUAUCCGAGAAGUUCGAUUACCAAUUAAGACUAUUUGGAAACCGGACGUCUUAUUAUAUAACUCAGUUGAUCAGCAAUUUGAUUCAACCUGGCCUGUCAAUGCUGUUGUAUAUCAUACGGGCAACGUUACCUGGAUCCCACCAGCUGUUAUUCGAUCCAGUUGUCGUAUUGAUGUUGCUUAUUUCCCAUUCGAUACUCAGCAUUGCACAAUGAAAUUUGGUUCUUGGACUUAUUCAGGAUUUUUCACAGAUUUGAGAAAUUCUACUGUCUCCCAUGGAACCUAUCAGCCCAAUGGAGAAUGGGAGUUUCUAGGAUUAACUUCGAAGCGAUCUAUUUUCUACUAUGAAUGUUGUCCUGAACCGUAUUAUGAUAUCACGUUCACAAUUUCAAUUCGGAGACGAACUCUUUACUAUGGAUUCAACUUAAUACUGCCAAGUAUGCUAAUUUCUUGUUUAGCCUUAUUAGGUUUCACAUUGCCAGUUGAAUCGGGCGAGAAACUGAAUCUCUGUGUGACAAUAUUCAUGUCCUUGUGCGUUUUCAUGCUGAUGGUAGCGGAAUCUAUGCCUCAGACUAGUGAUGCACUACCUCUCAUAGAGGUAUACUUCUCAUGUAUCAUGUUUGAAGUAGGAGCGAGUGUAAUCUGUUCUGUUUUCGUCUUGAACUAUCAUCACAGAACUCCUGAAAGCCAUCGGCCUAUGACUCCUUUCGUUAGACGAGUUCUACUCCACUGGCUUCCUCCUCUUCUCUAUAUGGAUCGUCCAAGACAAUUCACUGUAUCGUACGAAAAUGGAGUAUACGAUAUAAAAGAGAAAAAUAAAUCGAAAAACUUCAUAUCGGAUAUCAAAAAUAGAACGUUUUCGUCGAAACGGAGCACGAAAAGUGCGCCGAUGACGACUGCAACUGAUCGCAAAGGAAAAGAUGUUCAUUUGGAUUUUUGCCAUGGAGGCCGUAUUGAAGUUCGCCGGAGACCACUGAGUACAGAGAGAGAAACAUUCUCACUGCCGUUACUGAAUAGUACUAAGUCCGGAACUAUUUCUUCCACAGUCCUCCAUAACAAUAACAGCUUCAAUGGACACUCAAAUAACAACACUUUAUCCAUCAAUCUGGCAAACAUCACUGAGCCUUACCGAUACAGCACAUCAACUAGUAACAAAUUCGAGGAAGGCGCAAAAAAUUCGAAGCUUCAACUGAUCCCUGCUCAGAAGCUCUCGAUUGAUGAAAAACAGUAUAGCAGCAUCAUAGACGAGUUAAGAAUUAUAUCAGCUAGAGUUAAGAAAGAGGAACUAAUGCAUGCGCAUAAGGCUGAUUGGAUGUUUGCUGCCAUGGUCAUUGAUCGUGUGUGUUUCUUUACAUUUACUUUCUUUUUACUUUUAUGCACUCUUGUGAUAUCUUAUCGUGCUCCACAUCUCUUCGUUUGA